This is a messenger RNA of Mollisia scopiformis, 1290 nucleotides long. RefSeq lists its product as uncharacterized. Gene Ontology annotation, molecular function: iron ion binding; oxidoreductase activity, acting on single donors with incorporation of molecular oxygen, incorporation of two atoms of oxygen. The record is from RefSeq and is a predicted model, not a curated record. Bases 1 to 1290 code for a protein of 429 amino acids. The transcript is spliced from 4 exons. NCBI's taxonomy places the organism in Eukaryota, Fungi, Ascomycota, Leotiomycetes, Helotiales, Mollisiaceae.
AUGUCAGAACCUCUAUCAUUUUUCGACCCCUUCGCUUCGAGGAAGGACGUUGGGAAUGAUAUUAGAUUUGGCGCUCCACCAAGCGAAUCCCUGCUACCAGUUACAGGUCAGGGCAUCAUCGCGGUGUCUUCCAGCGCUAAAGUCCAAAUAUUGUUCGUCAUAAACUGCCCAAAGAAGUCGCAGAAUAAUCUUUACCUACAAAUUGGCGCUGCAGAGAUCUCGUUGUCGUUUGGACCAAGCAUGACACGUACUGAAAGCAUUCCUACCAAACUUAUCCAGCAAGAAUCGGCAUGUUAUUUGAAUCCUGGGGUUCAAACUACGUAUUGGUUGUCGAUUGAUGGUCCCAAUGGAGUAUUGAGAUAUGGGAAAUAUUACACCAAUAAAUCGAUGACACUGCUGGAGGCGACUUUGAAGAAGGAGGAAAAGCCAGGAGUGCCUGUUUGGAUCAGUAGUGAAUACAGUUGGCUUGCAGAUUUGAAAGAUGUGGAUAUCGUAACAACAGAAUCGGCUGCAUACACAAAAGUCAUCAUCCAUCCACUACCAGUAGUCAUCGAACUCUCACCAUUCAUCAUCUCUAGUCAAGAUGCAUCCCUGCCCGACCUUAACCAAGGAAAAUACGCCAUACCAGUCAACCUACCACAAGCUUGCCAAGUCCUAUACGGCAAUGUAGCUGGCCCAAACAUUAUAUUGGAUACACCCGCCUUUCCCGAUUUCUCUGCAGCUAUCGAACGCAGCGUCAGCACACCUGGUCUUUGGGGGCACACCAAAUUGAUGGAGAAGUCGACAGAAUUCGGAUCCACGCCGAACUUCGAAGGAACUUAUCUUCGCAUCACAAUAGGUCACAAUCUUGGCGAUUCUCCAGGGAUUCCAUUUGUGCUGGAAAUCUGGCCGGCAGGACAUUACUCCCCGAUUCAUGAUCAUGGGAAUGCAUGUGCUGUCAUCAAGGUUCUCCACGGAGAGAUAACAGCAAGAUUCUUCGACGCUUUGACGGCACAAGGUGGUCCACACAUGAUUGGACAUAAUGCAAUCACGCUGAAAAAAGAUAUGGUAACCUGGCUAGGCGAAAACGACUAUCAAGUUCACCAGCUCAGAAAUACGUCUUUAGAGGUGUGCUGCACAAUUCAAUGCUACAGAUAUCCGGAUGACAACGACAAGCAUUAUGAGGGGUUCAAUUAUAUAGAAGAGGGUGAAACUGAUGGAAAGGAGAAACUUUUCAUCCCGAACAGCGAUAUGGCUUUUGAGGAGUUCUGGGCGACGAUGAAAGCUGAGUGGGAUUCGCGAAAGAGAUAA